This is a messenger RNA of Arvicola amphibius (Eurasian water vole), 318 nucleotides long. Its product is annotated as late cornified envelope protein 1C-like. Gene Ontology annotation, biological process: epidermis development. The record is from RefSeq and is a predicted model, not a curated record. The transcript has 2 exons. Bases 1 to 318 code for a protein of 105 amino acids. NCBI's taxonomy places the organism in Eukaryota, Metazoa, Chordata, Mammalia, Rodentia, Cricetidae.
AUGUCCUGCCAGCAGAGCCAACAGCAGUGCCAGCCCCCUCCCAAGUGUGCCCCCAAGUGCCCUCCCAAUUCCGGGGGCUGCUGUGGUUCCAGUUCCGGGGGCUGCUGUGGUUCCAGUUCCGGGGGCUGCUGCAGCUCUGGCGGUGGUGGCUGCUGCCUGAGCCACCACAGGCCCCGCAGAUCUUUCCGUCGCCAUCGUCAGAGCUCUGGAUGCUGUAGCAGUGGUGGCAGCAGUGGCUGCUGUGGUAGCAGUGGUGGCGGCAGUGGCUGCUGUGGCACUAGUGGUGGCAGUAGCCAACAGUCUGGUGGCUGUUGCUAA